CGCGGGCGGGCGGCGCGCGGGCGCAGGGCCUGGCUGGGCUAGUUGGCGUUCGCUCGCCUCGCCUCGCCUCGCCGUGCCGUGCCGAGCCGAGAUGCCUGGGGGAAGCAGCGGGAGCCACCCUGGACACGGGCGGGCCGCGAGCCGCAAGCCGUCGCGGAGGAUGGGGCGGGCCCGGCGCGGGCGCCACGAGUCGGGCCUGGGGGGAGACGGGGAGAGGGGGGUGGGCGAUGCGCGGCUGGAGGAGGCGGUGAACCGCUGGGUGCUAAAGUUCUACUUCCACGAGGCGCUGCGGGCCUUUCGCGGCGGCCGGUACGGGGACUUCAGGCAGAUCCGGGACAUCAUGCAGGCUCUGCUUGUGCGGCCCUUGGGAAAGGAGCACACCAUCUCCCGACUGCUGCGGAUUAUGCAGUGCCUGUCACGUAUAGAAGAGGGGGAAAAUUUGGACUGUUCCUUUGAUAUGGAGGCUGAACUCACACCUCUGGAAUCCGCUAUCAAUGUGCUGGAGACCAUUAAAACGGAGUUUACUCUCACAGAGGCAGUGGUAGAAUCCAGUAGAAAACUGGUCAAGGAGGCUGCUGUCAUCAUUUGUAUCAAAAACAAAGAAUUUGAAAAAGCUGCAAGAAUUUUGAAAAAACAUAUGUCCAAGGACCCUACAACUCAGAAAUUGAGAAAUGAUCUGCUGGGUAUUAUCCGAGAAAGGAAUAUUACACACCCAGUGAUUCAGAACUUUUCCUAUGAGACCUUCCAGCAGAAGAUGUUGCGAUUUCUAGAGAGCCAUAUGGAUGAUGCUGAGCCUUAUCUCCUCACGAUUGCAAAGAGGGCUUUGAAAUCGGAGUCAUCUUCAUCAUCUUCAUCAUCAUCAUCUUCUGCCUCUUCUGCCGCUUCCUUCGCUGCAGCCACUACCACUGUCACUACCGCCACAGCUAACACAUCUGCUAUGGCUGCCACGGCUCCGACUCCCACUGCCAGUACCACAGCUAAUGCUGUUGUUGCUACUGUGGGUGAAGGUCCCGAGAACAUAAAGGAAGACAAACCGACAGUCUUUGAGCCUGUGGAAAAGCCACUCAAGGAGCCCAUGAGACCAUUGCCUGAAGGUCCUUCCACAUUUGGGAUUUCGACUCUGAAAAGAGCUUUUAAGAGCCUUUCUGAUUCACAAGAUCCUGAAGCAGCUUUCACUAAAUUGGACCAGAAGGAUGUUACAGUUCCCAGUCCAGUGUCCCCUUCAGCAGCCCUCAAAAACAAGAGACAGAGACAAGAUGAAAGUUCUCCCUCGGAGUCUGCCGACAAUGCUGAACUGCAGCCCAAGAACAAGCGAAUGACAAUAAGCAGAUUGGUUCUGGAGCAUGACAGCCAAGGUAGUGAGCAGAGUGAUAGCCCAGACUCCUCCCAAGAGACCAUUGUGUCUUCAGCCUCCAACUCCACAGUCCUGAAGCUGCACAAUCAGCCCCUGUCUGGGGAGAAGAGUCACAAGCUCAAAGAGAACACAGAUAAUCUCUUCUUCCUGGCAGCCCUUCAAGUACUUGAGCACAUCCCAGGUCCACCUGUUCCUUGAAGUCUUUCGACCAAUGAAUGUAGGCCCACUUCCUUCAACCAGUGCUUAUGUGAUGGUCUCAAGGCCCUUCACCAACUUUGUUCCAUCUCUCUGGACACUCCUUAACCUGAAGAGAACAUGACUCCAGAUGAGUAACGUUCACCAUGGCAAGGAAUGCUGUGACUAUCACCUUUCCCUUUUUGGAAGUGAUAUCUUUCAAGGCAACUCAAGAUAGCAUUAACUUUUUUGGCCGAGGAAAUACCUCAGGGCUGACACUGAUUGAGCUUAGAGCCCACUAAAAUCCUCAGAUUUUUUUUUUUCAGGCUGCCUUCUAAUCGUACCUCCCUCAUUGAUGUGUAUUUUUUUUUUUUUUGUCAUCCAAGCACAAGACUGCAUUUAUCCUUACUGAAGUUUAUCUUUUAAAGAUUCAGCUCUAGCCCAUCUAGAAUUUUUGGAUUGUAUUUCUGCCAUCCAUUGUAUUAUUACUUCCAACAUGGUAUUAUAUCCAAAAUUAGUGAACAUAACCAUCUAUACUUUUUUCCACGUUACGAUAAAAAUAUUCUGAGUAAAGGGCCAAGCAUAGCCCUGGGGUACUUCACUGUAGACCUCCCAUGUUAACACUUGAACUGUUAACCACUGCUCUUUGAGUCUGGUUAUCUAACCAUUGCUGAAUUCAUCUAAUUAUGUUAUUGUCUAAUCCAUAAGACUAGAAUGAGUUAAAUGAUCAAAAAAGCUUUACAAAAAUCUAUAUUCAGCUAGAAGCACAGCAUUCCCCUCUUAGUAAUCCUGUGAAAGAAAGAGGUAAGGUUAACCUGGCAUGUGUGAUCUGUUCUUGAUGAAACCAUACAUCAAUUGAAUUAGUUCUUGAAUGAUCAAGAAAAGAAGUGAAAGAACCUCAUUUUAACAUGAGAAAUGACAUAAGCAAAUAAUUCAGCAGGAAUCGACAUGGUUUAUUUUAGUGAUGGUGAUUUGCCACUAUAAAUAUUAGGAGUAGCAGCUUAAACUAAAUUGCAUUAAAAUGAUAGGUCCUAGUCAAUAUAGCAGUGCUCAAAGGCUGAGUGGUCCACACCAUGUCUGAUUAAAAGUACCCUUUGCAAUAUAUCAAAGAAAUGGUCGUCCAGCAUUUGUGGAAUGCCUUGAGGAAGGGGGAGCCUAGGAUACCUAUGAUUGUCAUCAUACUUUCCUCUCUGCAACUUGCACUUGUUCCUAAUUUUUGCCUUUGGGAAUUAAUCAGAACAUGAUCCCCCUCCUCUCCAUGUGACAACCCUUCAAAGAUUUGGAGGCAUCAUUGUGUCAUCCCCCGAUGCUUCUCUUCUUUCCCAAAGCUAAAAAAAAUCACUUGACUCUUUCCAGUCUUCAAUAUAGCUUGAAUUUGAAGCCUGUCAACAUUCUGAUCACCUUUUGAUUCUUUAGUUUUCCUAAAAGAUGGUACCCGCAUUCUAGAUGUGGACUGUCCAGGGCAAACUUCCCUCUUCUGCUCAUUGCUUCUGAGUGCAGCAGUGAUAGCCUAUUAGUGUCUUGGCUGCUAGAUUAUGCCUUUUGACUCAUUGAGUUCACCGUCCAUUAAAAACAACCACUAUCUGAUGAAUUAACUUUCUAGUCUUUUUUCCCCCAAGUCUUGUUAAUUGAUGUAGAUGUUCACUUAUAAAGUGUAGUCACUUUAUAAGUGAACUCAAGUGUAACUCUGCUUUUAUCCCUAGUGAAUAGGGGCCCAUUCCAAGUCUGUGGGUAGAUGGAUACAAUUAGAAUCAGAUAUACUAUUAUCUAAUUUACCUUCACACAAAAAGUGCAUGAGAAACUAUCAAAGGCUUGGUGUGUUCUAGAUGCCUCAUUGUCUCUAGCUUCCUGUUCUUUGCUUUGACUGUGGCAUUCUCUUGAUUUGCCAAUCUAGUGACCUCUUCAAAAAAGCACAUGCUCCAUUUUUGGUGUAGCCAUGUCAGCUUGGGGUUACUGCUUUUUUACCCCAAGGUAUUCACCAAGCAACCCUCCAGUGUUAAAUUUCUGAAGUUUAUCAGGAAAUUAAGUCACUGGCCUAUCACUUGUAGACUCUACUUCCCUGUUCUGAAAUGUGGGACAUGACCAUGUAGUCCUGCAGCAAAGACCACAGACUGACUUGACAAUCACAUCUACUUAAUUUCUGGAAAAACCUUUUUGAAAACUGGGGAAACAUGUUUUUGAAAUUCUGUGCUUUUUGAGGCCAACAAUCUCAAAGUAUGGUUUUUGAGGGUUUAAGCCAUAUUUUGAUGGAUGGGUAGCAUUGGACUAUGCAAGAUGAAAGACAACCUAGUCAGGGUGUGAACAGUAGGAGCAAAAAUUCCUAGUAACUUCGGAUAAAGUAGCAACAUUUCCACAUCUCAGUGAAGUUUUGUUAGAGGCCGUUCCUAUCUAUAUAACUUCCUUAGAUUAUUUCCAUGUUUGGUUUGUGAAAAGCAUCAGAUUUUUUUUAAAGACAAAAGUUUGCUCUUUUUGUUUGCUGUUUU
Antechinus flavipes (yellow-footed antechinus) is the source of this 4011-nucleotide messenger RNA. It is a transcript of the gene TERF2, whose product is annotated as telomeric repeat binding factor 2. The record is from RefSeq and is a predicted model, not a curated record. Gene Ontology annotation, molecular function: protein homodimerization activity; double-stranded telomeric DNA binding; G-rich strand telomeric DNA binding. Gene Ontology annotation, cellular component: nucleus; chromosome, telomeric region; shelterin complex. The transcript has 8 exons. Gene Ontology annotation, biological process: protection from non-homologous end joining at telomere; protein localization to chromosome, telomeric region; negative regulation of telomere maintenance via recombination. The coding region runs from base 92 to 1552 and encodes 486 amino acids. NCBI's taxonomy places the organism in Eukaryota, Metazoa, Chordata, Mammalia, Dasyuromorphia, Dasyuridae.